AUGGCAGAUCCAAAGAAGUUAAGAGAAGAUGCACAGUCUGAAAUUGAUCAUCGGAUUCAAGAGCAAACUCGUCAGAGAGAGGCUGUUCAGGAGCGGAAGAAAAGGAGAUUUGAGGCUCUCUACAUUGCAUGGCUACCCAAGUUCUUAGAAUGGAAAGAACGGAAGGAUGAGGAAAAGGAUGAUAAGCAGGCCAAGACCCCAAAGUUUGGCAGUUCAACAGAAAGUGAUUCCGAGGCCUCGGAAGGGUAUGAGUAUGAAGUGGAGGAAGUGGAUACCAGUGACUUAGAUUCGGAUGCUGCGGAGGACAAGCAAAGGAUGGAUUCUUAUCAUGAUGAGAAGGCGAGAAGGCGAUUUCAAUAUGAACUUGCCAAUCCCAAGAUUUUUUCUCGCACCAUGAGUGAGGGUGAACCUGUUGCAGUGAAGACCGAUUCUGAAGCGGGCGAUGCAGAUGAAGACGAGGAGGAAGAGUGGUUUGAUGAGGAUCAAGAGGGGCCUGGCGAGGAAGAAGAGGGGUCUGAUGAUGAGGAGGAAGAGGCGUCUGAUGAGGAGAAAGAUGAAUCUGAUGAUUCAGAUUCCGAGUGA
Molecule: messenger RNA, 582 nt
Organism: Papaver somniferum (opium poppy)
Lineage: Eukaryota; Viridiplantae; Streptophyta; Magnoliopsida; Ranunculales; Papaveraceae
Product: prothymosin alpha-like
Exons: 3
Coding region: 1-582 (193 amino acids)
Source: RefSeq, a predicted model, not a curated record